AUGGGUCUUUUGGCUGUAUUUCUCCUAUGGUUACUUUCAUUAUCAAGAGCAAAAGCCUCAAACAACAUUGGUGUAAACUAUGGCCAACUUGGAAACAAUCUACCUUCUCCAUACCUCUCCAUAGAGCUACUAACAAAAAUGAAAGCUAGACAUGUGAAGCUCUAUGAUGCCAACCCUGACAUUCUAAACCUUCUAUCAAAUAGAAAGAUUCACGUCUCAGUUAUGGUCCCAAACAAUGAAAUCUCAAACAUUGCCGUGAACCGAAGAGCAGCGGAAGAAUGGGUGAGGAACAAUGUCCUACCUUACCUUCCCAAAACCAAGAUUCGCUACCUCCUCGUCGGCAACGAGGUGCUAAGCUCCUACUCGGAACAAGGCCGGAAAAUGUGGCGCGAUCUUGUGCCAGCAAUGCAAAUGAUCAAGAGAUCCCUCAAGGCUCUAAACAUCUCAUCCAUCAAAGUUGGCACCCCGUUGGCAAUGGAUGUGUUGGAAUCAACCUUCCCACCAUCAAGAGGGAUGUUCCGAUAUGAGAUAAGAGACAAUGUGAUCAUACCAAUGCUUAACUUCUUAAACAGAACCAAGUCAUUUUUCUUCAUUGAUGUGUAUCCAUAUUUUCCAUGGUCACAAAACCCUUAUAACAUUAGCCUUGACUUUGCUCUAUUCAGAGGAGGCUUAAGCACAAGAGAUCCUGGCAGUGCCUUAGUCUACACCAAUUUGUUAGACCAAAUGCUAGAUUCUGUCAUAUUUGCUAUGUCCAAACUCGGCUUCUCCAAUAUCCCACUCGCCAUAUCCGAAACAGGAUGGCCUAAUGCCGGUGACAUCGAUGAGCCUGGGGCAAACAUAUUCAAUGCAGCCACAUAUAACCGCAAUUUGAUCCAAAGAAUGACAACAAAUCCACCUCUUGGCACCCCAGCUAGGCCUGGAGUUCCAAUCCCAACUUACAUCUUUUCAUUGUUCAACGAAAAUCAAAAGCCUGGUCCAGGGACAGAGCGACACUGGGGCUUGUUACACCCGGAUGGCACGCCAGUCUAUCAAAUAGACCUGACAGGAAAGUCGGCUGCGGCCGACUUUGGGCCAUUGCCAGCUCCAAAGAACAAUGUGCCUUACAAAGGGAGGGUGUGGUGUGUGGCAGUGAAAGGAGCAAAUGCAAUGGAAUUGGAAGCUGCAUUGACAUAUACUUGCAACCAAAGUAAUGUGAAUUGUGAUGGUCUUGCACCAGGAAGAGAGUGCUAUGAGCCUGUUUCCAUUGCUGCUCAUGCCAGCUAUGUAUUUAGCUCUUACUGGUCCAAGUUUAGAAGUCAAGGAGCCACUUGCUAUUUCAAUGGACUUGCUCAACAAACAACUUCCAAUCCUAGUCGAGGUCCAUGCAAGUUCCCAAGUGUGACUCUUUGA
Arachis duranensis is the source of this 1389-nucleotide messenger RNA. RefSeq names its product probable glucan endo-1,3-beta-glucosidase A6. Bases 1 to 1389 code for a protein of 462 amino acids. Gene Ontology annotation, cellular component: plasma membrane. The record is from RefSeq and is a predicted model, not a curated record. Gene Ontology annotation, biological process: carbohydrate metabolic process. The transcript has 3 exons. Lineage: Eukaryota; Viridiplantae; Streptophyta; Magnoliopsida; Fabales; Fabaceae. Gene Ontology annotation, molecular function: hydrolase activity, hydrolyzing O-glycosyl compounds.